GCGGGUAGGCGGGGCGCGGGGGUCUGGGUGUGUGCAGCGGCCGCCGGCGGGGCGCGCUCCCGUUCCAGCUCCGCUCCCGCCUCCCUGCACGCACAUUGUCCGGGCGGCGGCGGUGGCAGAGCGCCCCGGCGUCCGGUGCCAAUGCGGGGCGGGCGCGGCAUACCGGGGGCGCCUCCACCACCGCGGUGGAAACUUCACCUCACCGCCGGGCCGACGCGCGGCUGAAGCCCCCGGCGGGGCCGGGUCGGGCGGGAAGGAAGGAGCGCAGCGGUGGGGGCGGUUCGCCCGCCGGAGGGGCGCCUCCGUCUUGUUUGAUUUUCCUCCGUUAGAAGAAAUAUACAAAUAAUAUUAUUAUCCCGCUUUAAACUUCCGCGCCCCGCUUUCCAGGACGCGCAUCCCGUCUGGCGGGGCGGACGAGCCGGUGGUUGUGCUCCUGGAAAUCUUGAGCUGGGGUCAGCUGGAAGAUGACUGAAUAUAAACUGGUGGUGGUCGGAGCUGGUGGUGUUGGGAAGAGUGCUUUGACAAUACAGCUCAUUCAGAACCAUUUCGUUGAUGAAUAUGACCCCACAAUAGAGGAUUCCUACAGAAAGCAGGUUGUCAUUGAUGGAGAGACCUGCUUGUUAGACAUCUUGGAUACUGCAGGGCAAGAGGAGUACAGUGCCAUGAGAGACCAGUACAUGAGAACCGGGGAAGGAUUCCUCUGUGUCUUCGCCAUCAACAACACAAAGUCCUUUGAAGAUAUUCACCAGUACAGGGAGCAAAUCAAGAGGGUGAAAGACUCAGAUGAUGUUCCUAUGGUACUGGUGGGGAAUAAAUGUGACCUACCAGCCCGGACAGUGGAGACCCGGCAAGCGCAGGACCUGUCCCGAAGUUACGGGAUCCCCUACAUAGAAACAUCUGCCAAAACCAGACAGGGCGUUGAAGAUGCCUUCUAUACCUUGGUGCGGGAGAUCCGUCAGCACAAGCUGCGCAAGCUGAAUCCCCCAGAUGAGAGCGGCCCCGGCUGCAUGAACUGUAAAUGUGUGAUAUCGUGACUAUGCUGACUGGACUGUGUCUUGGAGUGGUUUCCACUGUGCAGAGCACAAGGAAAGAGCUGAAGCAAAGGAAGAAGCAAACGGAUUCAGAGGAGGAGUAAAGCGGGAGGUGGAGAGGAAGAGGAGGAGGACGGGGGAGCAUGAGCACCUCCAAGGACUAUCUCGCACUUCACCCAAGCCUGUGGCAAACGAUUUUUUUUUCUUUUUUUCUUUGUCUGUCCCCUCCUUCUUUGGCCUCCUUCCACCCCAGCAACUGUACAAAGCCACAGAUUGAAUCACAGUAAAUUAUUAUUUGAUGGUCUCAACAAA
Molecule: messenger RNA, 1343 nt
Organism: Columba livia (rock pigeon)
Lineage: Eukaryota; Metazoa; Chordata; Aves; Columbiformes; Columbidae
Gene: HRAS
Product: HRas proto-oncogene, GTPase
Exons: 6
Coding region: 465-1034 (189 amino acids)
Biological process (GO): Ras protein signal transduction
Cellular component (GO): plasma membrane
Molecular function (GO): GTP binding; GTPase activity; GDP binding
Source: RefSeq, a predicted model, not a curated record